Molecule: messenger RNA, 1041 nt
Organism: Parathielavia appendiculata
Lineage: Eukaryota; Fungi; Ascomycota; Sordariomycetes; Sordariales; Chaetomiaceae
Product: alcohol dehydrogenase-like protein
Exons: 4
Coding region: 1-1041 (346 amino acids)
Molecular function (GO): oxidoreductase activity
Source: RefSeq, a predicted model, not a curated record
AUGUCUCUGCCCACCAAGCAAAAGCAGUGGCUCGUCGCCGGGACCGAUAAGGGCUUCAACGGCCUGUUCUUCCAGGAUGCCGCCGUCCCGAAGCCCGGAGACAAUGAGGUGUUGGUCCGGCUGCACGGCGCCUCCCUCAACUACCGUGACCUGUUGAUCCCCCGGGGGGAAUACAUCUUUCCCCUCGAUCUUCCCGUUGUGGGGGGCUCCGACGGCGCAGGCGAGAUCGUGGCCGUCGGGCCCAAAGUCACCAAGUGGCGGCCCGGCGACCGCGUCGUGACGCUUUUCAACCAGGGUCACCAGUCGGGCCCCGUCGAUGUCAAGGCUAGCAGGACCGGACUGGGCGGCAUGCUAGACGGCACGCUGCGGCAGUAUGGCGUGUUCAGCCAGGACGGCGUGGUGCACAUGCCGAAGAACCUGGACUAUGUCGAGGCGGCCACGCUGACCUGCGCCGCGCUGACGAGCUGGAAUGCGCUGUACGGCUUGAAGCCGCUGAAGAAGGGGGAGACAGUGCUGGUGCAGGGGACUGGGGGGGUUAGUUUGUUCGCGUUGCAGUUUGCCAAAGCCGCCGGCGCCACCGUCAUCGCGACGACUUCGUCGGCCAAAAAGGCCGAGACGCUAAAGAAGCUCGGCGCCGACCACGUCAUCAACUACCGCGAGAAUCCCAACUGGGGCGAGGCGGCGCGCAAAUUGACGCCCAACGGCGAGGGCGUCGAGCACGUCAUCGAGGUCGGCGGCGAGGGCACCAUGACCCAGAGCCUGCACGCCAUCAAGAUGGAGGGCGUCAUCUCCGUCAUUGGCCUGCUGACGGGCGCCAAGCCCAAGGACAACAUCAUGGACACGCUCGCGAGGGUGUGCACGGUCCGUGGGGUGUAUGUUGGGUCCCGGGAGCAGCUGGAGGAGAUGGUGCGGGCGAUUGAGCAGCAUGAUAUCCACCCGGUCGUGGACGAGACUGUCUUUACGCUCGAGAAAGUGAGGGAGGCGUACGAGUACAUGUGGGCUCAGAAGCACUUCGGCAAGAUAGGCAUCAAGAUUGAGUAA